Molecule: messenger RNA, 1363 nt
Organism: Bipolaris maydis ATCC 48331
Lineage: Eukaryota; Fungi; Ascomycota; Dothideomycetes; Pleosporales; Pleosporaceae
Product: FtsJ-like methyltransferase-domain-containing protein
Biological process (GO): cytoplasmic translation; tRNA methylation
Cellular component (GO): cytoplasm
Molecular function (GO): tRNA methyltransferase activity
Source: RefSeq, a predicted model, not a curated record
AUGGGAAAGUCGUCAAAAGAUAAGCGAGAUGCGUACUACCGACUGGCAAAAGAAGAAGGAUGGCGGGCACGAUCUGCAUACAAGUUACUGCAACUAGACGAAGAAUUCAAUUUGUUUGAAGGCGUCACCCGAGUCGUGGAUCUCUGUGCUGCACCAGGAAGCUGGAGCCAAGUGCUAUCCCGUGUGCUCAUUAAGGGAGAAAAAUUUGGACGGGCGGGAUGGCAGGAGAAGCAGGCUUCGACACGGAACUAUGUUUUGGGUGCGGACAAGAAGAAGGAAGAUGGUGCCGACGUAGAGAAAAAGGAACCGGAUGUUGGGGUCAAGGAAGAGAGAUGGAAGCCAAGAGAAGGAGUACGGAUAGUUGCGAUUGAUUUGCAGCCCAUGAGUCCGCUGGAAGGUGUCACGACGAUGCGUGCAGAUAUUACACAUCCUUCAACGAUACCCCUUAUGCUCAAGGCGCUCGAUCCCGAUACAUAUGACCCCAAGGCCACGAGUGGCUCCUCGCCUGUGGACCUGGUGAUUUCCGAUGGGGCGCCCGACGUCACCGGUCUCCACGACCUCGAUAUUUACGUGCAGAGCCAGCUCCUGUGGGCAGCGCUCAACUUGGCCCUGUGCGUGCUCAAGCCCGGCGGCAAGUUUGUGGCCAAGAUCUUCAGAGGCAAAGACGUCGAUUUGCUGUUUGCACAACUGAAGAUUGUGUUUGAGCGGGUGCGCGUGGCCAAGCCGAGGAGUAGUCGGGCGAGCAGCAUAGAAGCGUUUGUCGUGUGCGAGGGCUUCUGUCCUCCCAAAGGGUUCACAGCCAGUCUGGACAAACCGCUUGGCGCGGGCACGCAGCUGCCCACACCACGAGCACCCGCUCCGUGCGAUGCGCCCAGACCAGAAAGCAGGGUCUCGCGAAAAGUCAGGGAUGACGGGGCAAUCGAGAUUGAUCUUGGCGACGAGAGCGAAGACCAGGAUGAUGUUGAAGAAGGAGGUCAGCGGUGGAUCGCGCCGUUUCUGGCAUGUGGUGACUUGUCGGCUUACGACUCUGAUGCUACAUAUCACUUGCCCAAGGACAGAGUCAGUCUGGACCCUGUGCAGCCUCCUACAGCACCGCCGUACAAGAGAGCGCUGGAGAUGCGGAAAUUGGCCGGGGGUGCAUACGGGAAGACAAAGGGUAGGGCUGAGCAGACAGCAUCGUAGUUGAGAUUGAGUAGGCAGUACCUAGACUACCGUGACAAGGGUAUAUGUUUGUUUCAUUUCUGCCAUGACAUGACUUGGGGGCUAGUGGAUAAUCAUCGUUCGGCAUACAUGGCAUGUUUGUUGCAUAGGUAUUGACUACAUGGUGGCACGAUGUAAGCAAUAUCCAUCUAUGCUAUACUCG